GACGUUUGGCCAUCAGUUUACAAAACACCAAAACAUUUUAGCAUCGCCGGAGUAGUUCUACCCAGAAAAACCUCACGAUGAUCAGCGUACGCGUAAAUAAUUUUAAUGAAAACUUUCUCAACGAAACCGAGGGCGAUUCGAACUCGGUGUUGAUGGAUCUGGACAAGGGUCUGCGGUCGAAUAAAAUCGGUGAUCAGUGUGAAGCAAUCAUCCGGUUUCCGAAGCUGUUCGAGCGGUACCCCUUUCCCAUCCUGAUCAACUCAUCCUUCCUGAAGCUGGCCGAAUUCUUUCGCAUCGGAUCGAACCUGUCCCGGCUGUGGAUUCUGCGUGUUUGUCAGCAGAGCGAAAAACAUCUGGAAAAGAUCAUCAACAUCGACGAGUUCCUAAAGCGCAUCUUUAUGGUGAUCCAUUCGAACGAUCCGGUCGCACGGGCCCUAACGCUCCGUACACUCGGAGCGGUAGCGUUCGUAAUAUCGGAAAAGCAACACGUUCAUCAUGCGAUUCGAAUGGCACUGGACAGUCACGAUACGGUCGAGGUGGAAGCGGCCAUCUUCGCCAGUGUCCAGUUUGCCGCACAGUCGAAAACAUUCGCCGUUGGCAUGUGCUCCAAGGUGGCAUCGAUGAUCGAGAGCUUGCAGACACCGGUCAACAUGAAGCUGCACCUGAUUCCGGUGUUGAGACACAUGCAUCAUGAUGCGAGUACGGCUGCACUGGUACGAGCCCUUUGCCGAGAUUUGUUGCCCAAGUAUCCGUCCGAACAGUUUGUGGUGGAAAUUAUACGCUCGCUGUCGCAGCUGUCUUGUGCCACACUGGUGGACAUACCGGAUCAAGUAGAUUUGUUGCUGGUCUAUCUGCAGGACCCACGAAAGCGGGUGCAAUCGACGGUUUUACUAUCGCUGCAGAAACUCGCCGAAAAAGGAGCUUACUUGUGGCCGAAAACGGCCAUCAGUCGUCUGCUGCAGCUUACCGCCCAGUGCAGCAACCAGAACAUGGCACUGGAUGUUAUACUGACGCUCACCAAAUGUCCCCACACGUGCCACACGAUGCUGAACGAAGAACAGCAGCAGAUACUGGAUGUGUGCAAAAACUGUCUGCUGCUGGAGAACGAAAGUGGUGGCCGUGCAAUGACGAUCCUGACCAGUCUCAUCACGUACUGUCACACGGAAAACAUCCCACCGCCGGUGCACUUGCUGGAGUACCUCGAUAUGCAUCUGGAGUUUCUCAUUCAAGCUUCGUUGCAGAACAAAUCGUCACUGAAAGAUUUUCGGCUCUAUCUAAAGUGUGGCGUGCAGCUGUCCAAGACGAGCCGUGAGUUGGGUGAAAGCUUCGCCGAAAUGAUAGCAGAAAUGCUAAGCGAGGAGCAUUCCACAUCGACCGCGAGCCACUCGAAGCUGAUCUGUGAAGCGCUCGGAGCGAUCUGUUCGAAUGUGAUCGUUUCGUGCGAUUUUUACGAAAAUCAAACACCCGGCACGAGUCCUUUCAGUGCCGUGAUGCAGCACUUGCUGCGGAAGCUGGAAACGCUCGCCAAGAGUGGCGUAGAGCUGGACAAGGAGAAGACGAAUAUCGUGGAACUGUUGGCAGCUAUAUGUAUGCAGGCAAUGCUUGGAUCGUUCAUGCCGGACAAUGUGAUUGCCAUCUUCUUGCAGCUGCUCCAUACGACGAACCCGUGGACGCAGUACCGCAUCGCUCGUUCGGCUUCCCGGUACGGACAGCAUUUUCUUGCCGCGAUGAUCUACGAGAAGCUGUCGAAGAACAUUUCGCUGGAGAAUUUACACUUCUAUCUGGUAGCACUGAGUCAAAUCUCGAAAGCCGAGUGUAUUCUUAACCACGGCCAGGAGUAUGAAACGCUCGCCCAGAAGCACAUUCAGCGGGAACCGGGUGUCCAGCUACCGGCAGCUGCCGGGUCUCUUUCCCUGAUCGAUAGACUCGAGAAAGCGAUCAACCUCUACUGCAUAGCACUGUCCACGCUGAGAGCAAGCUCAUCGCCACAGCACCCGUUAGCGUUCCAGUCGGAAUUGAUCCGAUUGCGUUGCAUGUUUCUAGAGGUGCUGCACAGCGUCGUAAUCACCCGUAACACCCUGUGCAUCACUCCUCCGUCGGAAAUAUCGCAAACUCUCGCCCAAAACUGUCGUGAUCCGCUGCAAAAGUAUGGCCACAUCACAAACCAGCUGCGAAAGCACGUGAAGCUGCUGAAAAACUGCGAGGACGCCUACAGCCGCCUGUACAAGAGCUCGUUCGAUGCGGAUCCCGGAACGCUGGAGCAUCUGGAAGCGGUACAGCACCUGUGCGCCACACUGCAGCUUUCAAUCGAGACGAUUUCCUUCAUCAACCCCUCAGAAACACCUAAAAUAGCGCCCCAAUCGAGUCAUCCAGAGACGCGCUACUUGCUGUCCGUUUGCCGGACCGUUCUUAAGCAUCUUCAACUUAUUCCGGCCGAAGUUCCCGGUGGCACAAAGACGCUCACCCACGAACACACGGACAUGAUGAUGAAGCAGAUCGAAACCGUUGUCCGCUCAUCCCACUGCACUCCGCGAUUCUUCUUUCAGGUGCUGCAAAACACGUCCGUCAAGCUGGCACUCACACCGCAAUCGCGUGCACCCGGCGAACCGGUGUUCGUUCAACCGAACAGUCAUCUGGUGGUGAAGGUGGAAGGUGUCAUCCAGCAUUACGGCCGAACGCCAUCCCUUUUCCGAGCGAUCAACAGCGUUCAGCUGACGCUGAAUUCCACCCUCAUGACAUCGCGCCCGAACGAUGUGAAACUACUGUCGGACAGUGUGACGCUGACGCAAAUCGUAAAGCCGCACAGAGACUUUUUGAGCGGUAGCUUCCUGAUUGCGCUCAACAAUACGGCCCACACUUUCAACGGGGGUUCGGUUAGCUUGGGCGGACAGUGGCAACUGAACCUGGAGACGUGCAUCAUCGACGAUAACGGGGUAAUGUGGCAGACCGGGCCGAAAAGUACGCUGCUCAUUCGCAUCCCGGAGGACAGCCACAAACAGGUGCUGGGAAUGCAAUCCACAGUGAGAAGAUUUUAAAGGGGUGACGUUUUAUAUUUGUAUGAUUGUAAUUUUGUAAUAAACACAGAAUUAUUUUAUAAUGUAUUGCGAGGAGAUAUUAA
Messenger RNA from Anopheles stephensi (Asian malaria mosquito), 3118 nucleotides. RefSeq names its product integrator complex subunit 7 (gene INTS7). Gene Ontology annotation, cellular component: integrator complex. The transcript has a single exon. Lineage: Eukaryota; Metazoa; Arthropoda; Insecta; Diptera; Culicidae. The record is from RefSeq and is a predicted model, not a curated record. Bases 78 to 3035 code for a protein of 985 amino acids. Gene Ontology annotation, biological process: snRNA 3'-end processing.